ACCAAUUAAUAUGCAUAUAAGAUGGCUGUGCUUACACGCAAUACAUCGACAAAUACACCUAGGUCCCUAUGCGUAUAUAGGGCAGCCGUGCAUAGGGGCAAGAUAUAUAUAUUCUUUAAGAGUCGUUGUCGGGUUUCUGAGCCAACCUCUAGCGAAGAAUUCCGAUACUCAAUUAAUAUUCUAUGCCUAGCUCACCAUGGACACCGAUCAGCUAUGUCUUCCUAAAAGAUGUUCGGUUUGUGGUGCUAGAUCUAACGAUCUGUUUACUGCAUGGUCCAACCCUAAAUCUACGCCUUGUCCCUAUCUCUUAGACUGGAGAGUCGAUUGGGAUGAUUUUAUUCAUAACCCAAUUCCUAAUUUUGAUGUUGGCUGCGUGGUCUGCGCAACAGUUUUAUCUAUAUUGGUUGGGACAUAUAAGAAGCCCAACUACUCCUACCUUCGCCCCCAGAUCACUUCUACUACAAUAUCAAUGGGCGAAUGUGAAACGAUAAUUCUUGACAUAGAGGGCCAACAAAGUAUCCUAAUCAACCCGUUAAAAAAUUCACUGUCGAAUAGAGAAUACGGGUCAUGCUACAAUUUCCCUACUAGCAAAGGUCCGAUUGAAGCUCUAAACCUUGCAAGAAGAUGGCUGCAUUCAUGUAAGACGAGCCAUGAGGAAUGCGCACUCGCAUCAGAACCUUAUGUUCCAUCCAGACUGCUCGAUGUCACCUCCCGGAAUCCUAAACUACUAUUACGUUGCGAGAUACCAAACGAUUCGCCCUUUGUUGCCUUGAGCCAUUGCUGGGGCGAUUCUCAGCCUCUCAAAACAGUUAACAGCAACGUCGACUCGCACAGGAGAGGAAUAUCCCUCGAAGCUCUCCCGGCAACAUUUAAGGAUGCAGUUAAGAUUACGAAAAUACUAGGGUUACGGUUCCUCUGGAUAGAUAGCCUCUGUAUUGUACAAGACGACAAAUGGGACUGGGAACAGGAAUCAGCCCAGAUGGAGAAGAUUUACGGUAACGCCGACUUGGUAUUGGCCGCUUCUGCUGCAUCCUCCGCUCACGAUGGCUUCUUACGAGAUCGGCCCUGCACCUCCUUAGGUCGUGUUAGCGUCAGAGUAGACUCUAAAUCGGCUCCUGUGGAUUCUAUCUAUCGUAUAGCUUUUGACCAUAUCAACCAUCGAGACGAGCCUCUGGAUUGCCGAGCCUGGGCUUUUCAAGAGAGGCUUAUGGCUAGGAGAUAUCUUUCUUACGGCACCGAUGAGAUGACGUGGAAUUGUCGCAAGCACUCAUUAUGUGAAUGUGGCUGGAAUUCUUCUCAACCUUCACACUUUAAUAAACUCAACCUUGAGCAAAUGUUAGGAUUGUUAUCCCACUGGGGCCUUACAACUCUUUGGAUAAACAGUAUCGUUAUACCAUAUACCCGAAGACGACUCACGGUACAAUCAGAUAAACUUGUGGCCCUCUCAGCGGUGGCUUCUAGGUUUCAGUCCUAUUACGGUGGUUCUUACCUUGCAGGUCUCUGGGAAGAAGACCUUAUAUAUGGACUUCUCUGGAAGACCCGAAGCGGAAAGCCGGAAGAGUUUGAGGCUCCUAGCUGGAGCUGGGUUUCUGUUAACAGUGAUUGUUUCUCCUACAACAUGUGGGCAAAAUAUAGCACGGCCCUGGCUAAAGUUGGGCGCACUUCAGUGAAAUUAUCGACAAAAAAUAUAUACGGUCCGGUUUCCGGUGGAUCUAUUCAACUUCGUGGUAGGGCAGUACAAGCGAAACUUUGUAUCGGCGACGCACCUAACAAUUGGAAUGGACCACUGAGAAGAGCGUGUAAGAUUUGUGGGACCCAAUGGGCUAUUGAUUGCUGGUUGGAUAUGCCACUCGCCCCCUACGGCUCUAUAUUGAACGAUAUCACGGAAAGGGCAGACGUUUCUGCCAGGAGAAUCUAUUUCGUUGAAAAGGAUGUCAUUCCCAAAGCCCCCGCUACUUAUUCGAUUUGGAUACUUCUGAUGGCAGUGAAGGACAUGUUCGGUGAAUAUAAUGGAUUGAUACUUGGUCCCUCGCCGAAACAGCCGGGAUGUUUCGAACGCCUUGGGCUUGCUACUUGGCCCUGGGGAGGUUUACCCUGUAAAUGGGUUGCCGAACACAAAGUCCGCAGAUUUAUCGUAGUUUGAGUACGAUGCUUCGUCGGGGGUAUGCUUGAUGAUAAAUUCAAGGAUGAGAAAUAGAAAAAAGGUCAGACCUAUUUCGUUUAUUUAAUAAAACAUGCGGCAUUGUUAGAGCAGGGUAGGGCUGGCUAGAACCAUAUCAUUAAUAAAACGUGAUAUUUGAUUGUAUCUACCUAUCGAUAAAUGAAUGUCUCU
Molecule: messenger RNA, 2332 nt
Organism: Daldinia loculata
Lineage: Eukaryota; Fungi; Ascomycota; Sordariomycetes; Xylariales; Hypoxylaceae
Product: HET-domain-containing protein
Exons: 2
Coding region: 197-2143 (648 amino acids)
Source: RefSeq, a predicted model, not a curated record